This is a messenger RNA of Effrenium voratum, 2686 nucleotides long. NCBI's taxonomy places the organism in Eukaryota, Dinophyceae, Suessiales, Symbiodiniaceae. The record is from the annotation of a GenBank genome assembly.
AGAUAGCCACGUUGGAUCAAGAUGCCGUGAAACUGCAUCAUUAGCUGAACCCAUUGCGCAAUGGCUGGCACUUAUUGGUGGGAGCAAUGCAUGUUGGGUCUUUUUGUGGCCGGCUACGUCGUCCUGGUAGUGAACGCGCUCAUCAACCGCCGCAGCCGACUUGCGCAGACCAGCAAGUCCAAGAUCAUGAACGACUGCGAGCGCUGCUCCGUGGAGAUGGUGCGGAACAUCGUUCCGGACGCCGCGGUGCCGGAAUACCGCUUCCGCGGCAUGCGCCUCAAGAUGUCGGCCAUCCACAUUGGCUUCGAGAAGGUGGGUGUGAAGCUGAACUCGGACGGGCGCUGCAUCUUAGAGGGAGUCACCGGCGAGUUCCGGCCCAAGAAGAUGGCGGCGAUCAUGGGGCCGUCCGGCGCAGGUAAGACGACGUUCAUGAACGCCAUUUGUGGCCGAGCGUACUACGGGACGGUGACAGGACAGAUCCGCGUGAACGGCAAGGUCAGCAGCAUAGCCGAGAUCAAGCAACUACGAGGAUUCGUGCCACAGGAUGACAUCGUGCACGAGCAGUUGACUGUGCGUGAGCAGAUCUACUACUCGGCGCGCUUGCGCAACGCGGAGGGCACACCGAAGGCGGCCAUCGAGCACAUUGUCGAGGAUGUGUUGAAUGUUAUGCAGCUGCUAGACGUGCAGCACAGCAUCGUCGGCGACGUGGAGAAGCGCGGCAUCAGUGGGGGGCAACGAAAGCGGGUGAACAUUGGCCUGGAGCUGGCGUCGCGGCCCACCAUCCUCAUGCUGGACGAGCCCACCUCGGGCCUGGACUCCACCACGGCGCUGGACAUCAUCCGGUCCUUGAAGCGGUUGACGGCCAUCGGCAUGACGGUGGUCAUGGUGGUGCACCAGCCCAGGUACUCCCUCUUCACGCUCUUUGAUGAGGUACUGUUGCUGGGACUCGGAGGGCGGACGGUUUACCUGGACUCCAGUGAGGGAGUGCUCCCUUAUUUCACCGGCCUGGGAUUCAAGAUGCCGGAGCACGAGAAUCCGGCAGAUUGGUUCAUGGAUGUCAUUUCUGGCAAGGUGAAGAACGAGGCCAACCCCGGCUUGAAGUCCAGUGGCCUUGCUGAAGUGUGGAACGAGAAGAUGGACGGUGUACAGGAACAGGAUGUGGUCAUGCAGCAGCGAGGCACCCGUGAAGACAAGUUCACCUUCGCAAAAUGCUUGGAGGAGAAGCUCACAGCGGCUGGCCUGGGUGGAGCAGACCAGCUCACCAAGAAGCAAUUCCUGGAGUUCCUGUCGGACCUGGGCAUCGAGAAGCCCUGCGACGCGGCGGCGGAGCAGCUCAUGGAGCGGAUCGGCUUCCAGGAAGGUGUCGUCACCAAGCAGAGGCUCUCAUCCUUCCUCUUUUGCUUGAUGGGCUCCUUCUCGCAGGACGCCUUGAGCGAUGUCUUUGACUCCAAUUUGGACAUGGGCUAUUCGGAGGCGUCAGAGGUGAGUGAGGUCCCGGAUGGCAAGUCCUCUGGGCGGCGUGGCAGGUUCUUCUUCCAGUAUCCGGUUUUGGUGCAUCAAAACAGCAUCCGGUGGGCACGGCAUUGGCGGCACAAGGUAUUCAGCACCGCCCUCAUCAUGUUCAGCGCUUGCGUGUUUGGGCAGCAGGCCAGGGACAAGCUGUCGCCCGACAGCGUCUUGUGCCCCAUCAAGAUCAACAUCUCCCACGUUGCCAUCGGAGAGCUCACCGGCGUCGCGGUGCUCGCAAUUUUUGGCUCUGAUCGGCCAGUCUUUUGGCGGGAGAGUGCCAGUGGCAUUGGCGUCACCGCAUUCUUUCUUGCCAGGGUGACGGUGUACGCCUUCGACGUCCUUUUGUGGACCUACGCGUUCACCGCUGCCUGGGCGCUCACGUCCUCCGCCCCGUGCCCAUUUUGGCUUUGGCUCAUCGCCUUCCGCAUGACGGCGGUGAGCGCCGCGGGCAUCGGGGUGCUGAUGUCCACGCUAGUGCCGAAGCAGAGCUCCACCCUGGCCACCUCCGUGGUGAUCCUCAUCGCCGGCGGGGCGGUCAGCGAGCCCCAGGUGGUCGCAGAUGCCCGUGGCUUCACCUCGGCCCUGGCCUUUUUGUCGCCCUUCACGUGGGCGGCUGGGGAGAAUUACCUGGCCGUCAUUGCUAGCAUGGGGGGGGAGGAGAUGGUGAACUACUUCGCCAUUCCCAUGAUGGACGGGUACAAGAGGGUCUUGGAGUCAGUAGGGGGAGGCAGCCUUGAUUACCUGACCGCCUCCUACAUCUCUUGUGGUGUCUUCGGAUCUCUUUCCUUGAUCUUUGGCUAUUUGGGACUGCGGUUUUCACACCGUGGCAGGCAGGUCUGAGACCUUGAAUUCAUGCAUGAGAAUAAGACAAGCAAUGUCCUGUCUGUCGAUGUCUGCACAGCACCUCAAAGAGGAGGAAAUGCAUGCCACGUCCUCCAUGCUGCUCAGCAGCCGUGAUGGCUACGAAACCGGUUUCACGUAGAUGCACGAUGCUGACUCAGCAUGAACGGUUGGCUCAGCUCAAAGUUGGCUGUACAGCAAGCCUUAAAUGGUUUGAUCUCUACCACCUGCUACAGAUAGUCAAUCCCUGAUCAACAUUUGGUACCCUAAAGCCACAUUCCGUCGGCGAAUUUUCGAGCGGGUGGUGACAACGUAGGACUGUAGAACUUGCCGCUAG